CUUUCUGAAAACCUCGGCUUCUGCUUCAACCUUGGAUUCUAAGAGUUUCUUCUGUGCUUCUAAGAUUGACCCGUCUCCGAACAACCAUACAAACCAACCUACAAGCUUGUUGAUGACCCCGCAGACCACCCUUCUGGUUACGCACCGACAUGUAGAAUUGGGGUUGGUGUCGGUGUCGGUGUUGGAACUUGCCAUGCUUGGAAGUGGUUGUCAGCGCCCAACAGAAAGGAUAGGACAUGGGAAUCGAAUUGUUCUGCUUCUUCAGAUCGCUGAUACUGAUGACGAGGGAUUGUUUAUGUCUGUUUAUAUGCAUUUGGUCACAUUCAUUCUCUUCUUCUAUAGCUGCGCAAGGCAUAUUAGAGACUACGCAAGACCUGAAUAGAAGAAGGGGGGGCUGCAUCGACCUCGUUUGCAGGCCGGAGCAAAGAGGCGCGAUGUCUGAGGGGUUGG
Aspergillus uvarum CBS 121591 is the source of this 450-nucleotide messenger RNA. RefSeq lists its product as uncharacterized. The coding region runs from base 113 to 382 and encodes 89 amino acids. The transcript has a single exon. NCBI's taxonomy places the organism in Eukaryota, Fungi, Ascomycota, Eurotiomycetes, Eurotiales, Aspergillaceae. The record is from RefSeq and is a predicted model, not a curated record.